GCCUUAUCAAACUGGAUAUGAGAUAUAAGUUCAGCCAUGGGGACAGAGACGGGGUCCUGAACCGACGUAAGACGUAAGAUACCAGGAUGAGGGUGCUCCUGAGUUUGUGUGCUGUGCUGGUGCUGCUUUGGUCCACUGUCCAGUGUCGCCCUAGGCAUGAUCACAAUCACCAUGGCAAUGAUCACAGUCACCAUGACAAUGAUCACAGUCACCAUGGCAAUAACGACGUCAGCAUUUCUGCCAAUGGAAGCCUGAAGAUAUACCAGGAGAACCUGGACUUUGCUUUCCGUCUGUACAAGCACAUCUCCGCCCAGCCCGAUUCUCAGUCCAAGAAUGUCUUCUUCUCCCCGCUGAGCGUGUCCGUGGCCCUGGCUGCUCUGUCCGUGGGGGCCAGAGGGAAGACGCACCAGCAGCUCUUUGAAGGUCUGGGCUUCAACAGCACAGAAAUCACCACAGAGGAAGUGAGCCAGGCCUUCCAACACAUCCAUCACAACCUCAACGAGAAAACAGACGUAGACCUGUCACUCGGGAACGCACUCUUCAUUGGACAAGACUUCAAGCCACGUCCUGAGUUCCUGGAGAGCAUGAAACGCUAUUACGAGUCAGAGGGUUUCAGCACCGACUUCAGCAAGCCUGAAGAGGCCAAGGAACAGAUCAAUAAGUAUGUUAAUGAAAAGACCAAGGGUAAAAUAUCAGAGCUGGUUCAGGAUGUGGAUCCGCUGACAGUCAUGUAUCUCAUCAACUACAUAUACUUCAAAGGUAAAUGGGAGAUUCCAUUUGAUCCCAAAGCAACCAAGGAACACGACUUUCAUGUUGAUGAUAAAACAACUGUUUCUGUUCCGAUGAUGUAUGAAGAGGACUAUUUUCAUGUUUAUCAUGAUGAAGACAUCUCCACUCACGUUCUCCAGCUGCAUUAUAAUGAGUCUGUCUCAAUGAUGCUGGUCCUUCCAGAGAAAGGAUUGCAGGGUCUGGAGGAAGUGGUCUGCAAAAACCAUUUGCAGAAAUGGAUCAGAUCAGUGGGGAAGAAGAAGUACCAAGUGUAUGUUCCAAAACUGUCCCUUAAGACCUCAUAUCAACUCAAAGAAAUCCUUUCUGAAAUGGGAAUCACUGACAUAUUUGGGGAUACUGCAGACCUCACUGGAAUAUCAGAGGGAGGGAAAUUGGCUGUAUCUAAGGUUAUGCAGAAGGCUACCUUGGACGUGGACGAGGCUGGAGCAACAGCAGCCGCAGCCACAGGAAUCGAAAUAAUGGUGACUUCAGCGCGAUUCCCCGCACCCACCCCCGUCUUGAAAUUUGACCGUCCUUUCAUGGUUUUUGUGCUCAAUCGUGAAACCAGAAGUAUCAUGUUCAUGGGAAAAAUUGUGAACCCAGCAAAAUAAUAAAAUUACUGUAUAUGUAUGUGUAUACGGUCUGCACAUAUUCAUUUCAAUGCACAGAAAAAUCCAGAAAACACCAUAAUUUUUCAGGAUUUCUAACAAUACAAACAUAUCAUUUCUGUACCACUUUUCCAUUAUCCUGAAGGGUUAAUGUGUUGUUGUCCUUAUCAUUAUUCUCAUAUUUCUUUUCACAUAAUUAUGUGUUCUGUCGUCAUCAGCAUUGCUUCUAUGUUCUAUGUGAGGGACUGAGUGAGUGAGUUCCAACCUUGAGGAAGAAAGAUUGCAAAAAAGGGAGGAAGAGAACAAGUUUGACAUUUACUCUUAUAAAAUUAGGUUGUUAUCCUUAAAACUGGCACACACACAUUUGCACUGUCCCUCCUUGAGGGUAUAAAGGAUUGCUGUAAAUACAGAUUUUUAGUAUGGUGUUGAAUCAGGUGUACUC
Molecule: messenger RNA, 1818 nt
Organism: Conger conger (European conger)
Lineage: Eukaryota; Metazoa; Chordata; Actinopteri; Anguilliformes; Congridae
Product: alpha-1-antitrypsin-like
Exons: 5
Coding region: 87-1379 (430 amino acids)
Biological process (GO): negative regulation of endopeptidase activity
Molecular function (GO): serine-type endopeptidase inhibitor activity
Source: RefSeq, a predicted model, not a curated record